This is a messenger RNA of Zerene cesonia (dogface butterfly), 2556 nucleotides long. RefSeq lists its product as uncharacterized. Bases 1 to 2556 code for a protein of 851 amino acids. The record is from RefSeq and is a predicted model, not a curated record. The transcript has 11 exons. Gene Ontology annotation, biological process: lipid metabolic process. NCBI's taxonomy places the organism in Eukaryota, Metazoa, Arthropoda, Insecta, Lepidoptera, Pieridae.
AUGUUUCGCACCUUGCUGGUGUUUGUUUUCCUUGUCGCUGUCCACGCUGGGCGUUCGCCAAAUGCGGAUAUUCUUGAGGAACUUUUAAGUGAUCUAAAUGGACGUUUUUCUGAUAAUAUAGAAGAGGAUGCAAGGCUAGAUGUCCCAGAACUUGUUAAAAAAUAUGGAUAUAACCUAGAGGAGCACACAGUAGUAACUCCUGAUGGCUAUAUAUUAGGGAUGCACCGUAUACCACACGGUCGUGACAACAAUAACGUCCCGGGAGACAGACCUGUCAUUUUCUUGAUGCACGGUUUGCUGGGAUCCUCUGCUGACUAUGUACUGAUGGGCCCAGGUUCUGGAUUGGCUUACAUACUAGCCGAAGAAGGUUUUGAUGUCUGGAUGGGGAAUGCCCGCGGAAAUUAUUAUUCACGCAAGCAUUUAAGAUUGCGCCCUGACGCACUUUUAAACACAGACUUUUGGGACUUCUCGUGGGAUGAAAUAGGAAACAUAGAUUUACCAUCUAUGAUUGAUCAUGCUCUUGUUUAUACCGGCAGAUCCAAGUUGCAUUAUAUCGGAUUCUCGCAAGGAACUACAUCAUUUUUUGUGAUGACGACACUUAGACCCGAGUAUAAUGAAAAGAUAAUAUCUAUGCAUGCUUUAGCCCCUGUUGCUUAUAUGGCACAUAACAGAAAUCUCCUGUUUAAUGCCUUGGCACCUUUUUCUAAAAGUCUGACGUCACUAGCCGGGUUGAUUGGUAUCGGUGAAUUUUUACCUAACAGACUUAUAUAUACUUGGGCUGGCCAAACGCUGUGUAGAGAUGAAGCUAUACUGCAGCCAGUUUGUAGCAGCAUACUUUUCUUGAUUGCUGGAUGGAAUGAAAACCAGCACAAUGCUACAAUGUUACCUGUUAUUUUUGGCCACACUCCAGCCGGCGCAUCAGUCAGGCAGAUCGCUCACUAUGGUCAAGGCAUAGCAGACAAACAUUUCCGUCGGUACGAUUUUGGGUGGACUCAAAACAGACGAAGAUACGGUACCCGUACCCCUCCAUCAUACGACUUAGGAAAAACCACAACACCUGUGUUCUUACAUUAUUCAGACAAUGAUCCACUAGCUCAUGUGAAUGAUGUGUUCAGAUUGUUCAAUGAACUCGGAAACCCGGUUGGCUUAUUCAGAGUUCAACAAGCUACAUUUAGUCAUCUGGACUUCAUGUAUGGUAUUGAUGUUAAGAAGCUAGUAUAUGAUCGAGUUAUCAAUUUAAUACGUACUAUGGACCAACUUGAUUUCGUGAGACUCUUCUUCGUGAUGUGGAUAAGAUUGGUACUCCUUAUCGGCUCUUUAACUCUUUCAGCGGCCGGUCCAUCCCCAAACGCUGAAUAUGUUAAGGAGUUAAUAAAAACAAAUGCUUUUGAUCAAAAAAUUGUAGACGAUUUAUUGAUAGAUGCCCUUCUCGAUGUGCCUGCCCUUAUAAGAAAAUACAAGUACCCCUUGGAGGAACAUUUUGUCAUCACUCCGGAUGGCUACAUAUUGGGAAUGCAUCGUAUUCCUCGUGGUCGAGAUAGGUAUAAUGUACCUGGAGACAGACCGGCUGUAUUAGUGAUGCAUGGACUAACUAGUUCUUCCGCAGAUUACGUCAUUACGGGACCUGGAAACGCUUUGGCUUAUAUUCUUGCGGAGGAAGGUUACGAUGUAUGGCUUGGAAAUGCUCGGGGAAAUUAUUAUUCUAGAAAACACUUAUAUUUAAAUCCUAACGCGCUAUUUAACUCUACGUUUUGGGAAUUUUCUUGGGAUGAAAUAGGUAACUUCGAUUUACCCGCGAUGAUUGACUACGUUCUCGCUGAAACUGGUAAAUCGAAGCUCCACUACGUUGGAAUGUCACAGGGAACUACGUCGUUCUUUGUUAUGGGUUCACUGCGUCCUGAUUACAAUGAUAAGAUUAUUUCUAUGCAUGCUUUAGCGCCCGUAGCUUACAUGGAGCAUAGCAAAAACCCAUUAUUUAAUGUGUUAGCUCCUUAUGCAACGGAUAUUGCGGCAUUGGCGUCAUUGAUUGGAGUCGGGGAAAUAUUGCCCAAUAGUUUUCUAUGGACCUUGGUAGGACAAAGUGUUUGCAAAGAUGAGUCUAAAUUACAAUUCGUCUGUCAGCAUGCCAUAUUCUUCAUAGGAGGCAGGAGUGAAGACCAAUUGAAUUCGACAUUAUUGCCUGUUAAACUUGGUCAUGUGCCAGCUGGGUGUGCAGUAAAGCAACUGGCACAUUAUGGUCAAAGUAUAAUAAGCGCAAAAUUCCGGCGCUACGACCACGGUUGGUUGCAGAAUCUACGAAAGUACGGGAGAAUCGAGCCACCGAACUACGAUUUGUCCAGGAUAAAUGCACCAGUGUUUCUACAUUAUUCCGAAGGGGAUCCGUUGGCUGACGUUAUUGAUGUAGAUAGAUUGUACAAAGAACUUGGGGGACCAGUCGUCAGGAUACGUGUUCCUUUAAAAACUUUCAGUCAUAUUGAUUUUGUGUGGGGUAUAAAUGCUAAAGAAUUGGUUUAUGAGAAAAUGAUUAAUAUCAUGAAGAUGUUUGAUAAUAAUUAG